Messenger RNA from Stylonychia lemnae, 1485 nucleotides. The record is from the annotation of a GenBank genome assembly. NCBI's taxonomy places the organism in Eukaryota, Ciliophora, Spirotrichea, Sporadotrichida, Oxytrichidae.
AUGCAUCUCGUGAAAUCAUUAUUCAAGCUCAGUAUUCCAGUCAUGUUGCAAUCCGUCAUAUUUUUCCUAAAUUAGAUAGUAAAUCUGUAUUUCUCAGGCUAUGAUUCAAACCCUGCUGUUGUGGCUGGUGUCGGACUAGGAAGCACAUUUAUCAAUGUAGCAUAUUUCGGUGUUUGCUUUGGAUUAAAUGGAGUGCUAUAAUCUUUAGUUUCUUAAGCAAUGGGCGCUGAUAAUCAUCGUCUAAGUGGUAUAUAUGUUAAUCGAGGAAGAUUUGUUAUAAGUUUAUGGCUGCCAAUUGUAAUAUUUUUCACGUUAUUUUUGGGUAAAGCAUUUAUUAGUAUUGGAAUUGAUGAUGAGACUGCAAAUGUCGCUCAAAAUUAUACUGUCAGAAUGAUUCCAGGUCUGAUUGCUUACAUGUACUAUGAUAUUGCAAGAUAAUAUCUGAUUGCCCUUGGUUAACCUAUGAUUGCUUUCUAUAUUUAAGUUGUAACUGCAUUGUUCCAUAUUGUGUUUUGCUUCAUAUGCAUAGAAAAAUUUCAAUUACCUUAUUACUAUACCAGUUAUUCAACAAGCCUUCAAUUCAUGUCAAACGCAAUUAUCAUUCAUCUAAUACUUUUACUAAAUUCUCAAUAUAAAAAGUCAUGGUUUUUAGGAGGAAUGGAAACUUUCUAGAAUUUGGGAGAAUAUACAAAGUUAGCUAUUCCAUCUGCUAUAAUGCUUUGUAUCGAGUUUGCAGGAUUUGAAAUACUUUGCAUUGUAUCUGGUUUUAUUUCUGUUCCUGCUAACGCUGCACAAGUUAUCGCACUUUCUAUCAAUGGAAUGUUUUAUAUGAUUCCUGCUGGAAUCAGUUAGGCUACCACCACAAUAAUUGGAAAGCUUAUUGGUUAAUAAUAGAGUAGAAUAGCCAAGGCUCAGUCUUGCUAUAUUAUUAAGAUUUGCUAUAUUUUCUCUCUUAUUAUGGGUGGUAUACUUUUUAUAUCAAGGUAUCAUUUAGCAAGAUUAUUUUCUUCAAAUAUUUAAGUGACUGAGAUUACUUAAAAUGCUAUUAAAAUAUCAUGCUUUUCUCAUAUGCUAGAUUUUGUAUAUGGUGUUUAGCUAGGUACCGCUCGAGCAUUAACCAAGUUUAAUCAUGCAGUAUUUGGAGGAAUUGUAGCAUUUUAUAUUUUUGCAUGCCCUUUGGGUUCUUUACUGGCGCUUUAAUUUAAAUUUGGAGUUUUUGGAUUAUGGAUCGGACUCAUAGUUGGUCAAUUAAUUGUGGUUUCAUACUUCUAAUAUUUACUAAGUUGGGGGUUUGACUGGGAUUAAAUAACAUAAAAAUGCUUUGAGAGACAAUAAGCCGAUAAUAAAAAUUUACUGACAGACAAUGAAAAUGCGAAAUGUUUUUAUAAGAAUAAGAUUUUGGAGAUAAUGUAAGUAGAGUAAAGUUCAUUAGAAAUACCUGAAAAAUUUGAAAAUAGAAGCAUAAAAGAUUUAUUCCAAGCUUGA